This is a messenger RNA of Entrophospora sp. SA101, 336 nucleotides long. The record is from the annotation of a GenBank genome assembly. Lineage: Eukaryota; Fungi; Glomeromycota; Glomeromycetes; Entrophosporales; Entrophosporaceae.
AUGGACAAAUUCUUCCCUACUUCGACGGAAGGUUUUAUAAUAAUUAAUUUUGACAGUCUGAUUGAAACUAUCGCCCACGAAAUAGCCCAUGCUGUCCAAAGUGUCAAAAAUGUUGAUAAUUUCACUGUCGACCCUGAGGCACCAGACGUAAAUGGUAAACCAUCACAUAUAAGAAGCCAAUGUGAAAGUAGCGGACUAGGACCAAGAGAUGAAAAAGAUCCUUCUAAAUUAAUUAAGCCUAAAUAUCCUCAAUUAGUAGCCGAACAUACUAAACUCACUGAAGAAUUUAAACAAAUGAUUAUUAAUUCCCCGGAAUACAAAGAAUUUGAAACUUGA